Acipenser ruthenus (sterlet) is the source of this 1618-nucleotide messenger RNA. RefSeq names its product ubiquitin-conjugating enzyme E2 variant 1-like. Gene Ontology annotation, biological process: protein K63-linked ubiquitination; DNA damage tolerance. Gene Ontology annotation, cellular component: nucleus. The transcript has 4 exons. Lineage: Eukaryota; Metazoa; Chordata; Actinopteri; Acipenseriformes; Acipenseridae. The coding region runs from base 711 to 1316 and encodes 201 amino acids. The record is from RefSeq and is a predicted model, not a curated record.
UACAUGCAGUUUUUUGUAGGCACAUACCACCUCCUUUGAGUGCCAGUGCAAACUGAUAGGAGAAAUCCUCCAGCAAUUGUACGCAGCAGUUUUGUCAAUCUCUGUGAAGGCCAGGAAGUAAAACAGAAAUUUAAAAAGGGGAAAUAUUUUUAACCUUAUUGAUUAAAUUAAACAGGAAGAACCAUUAUAGUUUAUAGUUUCAGUCUGGACUUCUAAAAACAACCAUCUUAGACAUAUGAAAACUAGAUUGAGCAAUAAACCUGUAUGUAUAAGUCUGGGCCUUAAUCAUAUUGCUGAAAACCUGCCAGACCUAUCAUUUAAACCCCACCCAUAAAUGUGUUGUAUAUGCAACCAGCAACAUAACCUUAUGAUCUGAACACAAUGAUCUGUGCUUCUUACUAAGCUGUUUCACAGCAGAAAGUAUGCAGGUUAGAAUGUGAUUUCCACCUUCUGUCUGCUAAAGAGACACUUCUAAGGGUAAUGUAAUGAUAGUUUGAAGUAAGCACGGUUUACCUUAUUCUUGAAACAAAAAUGCACUUUAAAAAGGUGAUCUGCCUAAAAAUAUUAAAAUACAAAUUGCCAACCAUUUAAAAAACUUAAAGUAGGGAUGCACUGUAGUAAUUGUCUCUUCUGAUAUAGGUAAAGGUGUGACAUGUAUCUGUAUCAGAUCUAUAGAUUAUUUAUAAAGGCACACAGCAUACCCUUUAUACAUGCUGCCCUCUUACUGUAAUGUGUUACAGACCCCAUCUGCAGUGUUACAGGAAACACGGUACUGUGCCUUUGCUGUGUCCUGUGUAAUCCAUUACAGACCCCCCCUGCAGUGUUACAGGACACACGGUACUGUGUCCCGUGAAUCCAUAUCACAGCAAUACAUUUUUCAACAUACUCCUGAUUGCGUGAAGGUUCCGCGGAAUUUCCGACUGCUUGAAGAGCUUGAGGAGGGUCAGAAGGGUGUUGGGGACGGGACGGUGAGCUGGGGACUGGAGGAUGAUGAAGACAUGACCCUCACCCACUGGAGAGGCAUGAUCAUCGGACCUCCCAGGACAAUCUAUGAGAACAGGAUUUACAGCCUUAAGGUGGAGUGUGGGCCCAAAUACCCUGAGAUGCCUCCCUGUGUCAGAUUUGUUACGAAGAUCAAUUUGAAUGGCGUGCACAACUCAAAUGGGGUGGUGGACACUCGAGCAGUGUCGGCCCUGGCCAAGUGGCAGAACUCCUUCAGCAUCAGGGUGGUUCUGCACGAGUUACGACGGCUCAUGAUGUGUAAGGAAAACAUGAAACUCCCCCAGCCCCCUGAAGGACAGAGCUACAGCAACUGAUCCCAGACUUCUCCUCUACCUUCCCUUUACCAGUCUGUUCAUCCUUCCUUCCACCCAUCCACUGGCAAAUAGCAGCCCUUUCCCAGCCUUCUGUGAGGCUUCGACUGCCCUUCCUCCCUGAAGACACCCCAUUGGACAGAGAGAGAGAGAGAGAGGGAUCUGAGGCUCUGCAGUAUAGACCACACCAUUAAAAUACUGUACAUGCUACUAAUCUUUUUUUUUUUUUAAUUAUAAUUAUUAUUAUUAUUUGUUAUGAAUACAAGUUGUACAAUAACAUAAAUCUUGUUGUUAUUGAGUGUAAA